Molecule: messenger RNA, 982 nt
Organism: Saccostrea cuccullata (small rock oyster)
Lineage: Eukaryota; Metazoa; Mollusca; Bivalvia; Ostreida; Ostreidae
Product: ciliary microtubule inner protein 2C-like
Exons: 4
Coding region: 73-429 (118 amino acids)
Source: RefSeq, a predicted model, not a curated record
UGAUUGCACUGUGUGUUCUAAGGCAUGUAAACAACAUCACAUUGUGCACUGUUAGGUGUAAAAAUAUCCAUCAUGUCUCGGGCGUCUGGUACCCUAAUUACAACAAACAAUGCCACCUUUAUCCCUCCAAGGUUUAUGCCGGGAUAUAGAGGACAUUGUCCAACAACAAAAUAUGAUUAUGGAGAGACAUAUGGCAAUGCCACUGCAAAAUAUUUCCAGGACUACCGUUCACAUGUCCUUUCAUCCUCUGCUGAUCCAUACUGUAAGGGAGGGGAUUUCCCCACCUAUUAUACCCACAAACCCGAGACUGUGAUCAGUAACAGAACAAGGACAAGAGACAGAUGGCUGCACACACCAAAGUAUUCUCUAACAAAUAUAGACUUUGAUAGGAAAGAAGAACUCAAGUCUUUUGAUAAGAAUGCCCAGUAGCAUAGAGAGUUUUAUGUUGAUAAAUCUGGAACAUUAAAGAAAGUCAAUUAUUUCAUGAUCCCAACAAAAGCUGAGGAUCAAAUUAAGCGCAAUGUGCCAUUCAUGAUCCUCUCCACACGUCACACUGAUGACAUCAACUUGCCUCAGCUGGACCAUGCCGCAAGGCGACCUCCACUUAUACGUCACUUUACUACUCUUUCAUCUCAACGAGAUAGGGAAAUGCGUGAUGUUUACUUUGAGAAGCGAUAAGAAUUUAAUUGACUUUCAACUGGGGCCUUUAACAUUUUAGGUCCAUCAAACUAAAAUAAAAACUUUUUCAUAUUUAAAUGCUUAACUUACUUUUAUGCACUGCAAAGCUUCCACAUAUUCAGAGUAUUAUUUAUUAUACAUUACAUAGGGGGGUUUAAGGUUUAUAUGCUGCUGAAACUCAUACCUCUAUCUUAAGUAGAAUGUUUUAGAAAGCUUAUUAAGCACUUUGUUGUUCUAAUUUGUUGGGAUUUUUUGUUCAUUAAAUGUAUAAUAUUUGUUGAAGAAUAAAUAUAUAAGUACAUCC